CCUAACCCACAGGAAAAGAAAAUUUGAAUUAAAGAGAGUCUCUGAUAGAAAGCUUCCCUUUUUUUCUUCCUCCCUAUUUCUAGUAUAGGGUUUAAUUUAUUCUCCACAUUGAAUUUCAAAAGAAAAGAAUCUAUAAUUUAACAAAACACAAAAAUCCCUGAAUCUCAAAUUUCUUAAUCUGAAUUCUUUUCAGUUUUUAUGCUUUAAAUUGAUUUCUUUUUAAAGCAAAUUAUAGUUAAAGAAAUGGGUCAAAUUCCUCUCCCUGUUUGUUCCCAUUAUUGAAGCAUUCUUUAGACUUUGAUGGCUGCGGCGAGGAAUCUGAUCGGAGAUGCGGGAAGCAUUAGGCCAACAAUGAGGGACGAAGAGAAGGCCAAAGAGAACGAUUCGCCUUCCUCUAAGAAGCCCAAGUUGGAAAGGUCCCCUUCUACCAGAUGGGAAUUCGCUGCCGCUUUUGGGGUCUUCGCCGUCUUCUCCACCGGUUUGUUUUGCAUCUACUUGACAAUGCCUACUUCUGUCUAUGUCAACCUCAAGCUGCCUCGUACCAUUUCAGAUCUUCGCUUUCUCAAGGACCAUCUUGCGACAUAUGCCAAAGAUUAUCCAGCACAGUUCAUCCUGGGUUACUGCUCUACAUAUAUUUUCAUGCAGACUUUUAUGAUUCCUGGAACAAUUUUCAUGUCACUACUAGCCGGAGCUCUUUUUGGUGUUGUUAGAGGGCUAUUCUUAGUUGUCUUGAAUGCUACUGCUGGGGCCUCUUCCUGCUUUUUCUUGUCCAAGUUGAUUGGGAGGCCUAUAGUAAAUUGGUUGUGGCCUGAGAAGUUGAGGGUUUUUCAGGCUGAGAUAGCAAAGCGUAGGGAAAAGUUGCUGAAUUACAUGCUCUUUUUAAGAGUAACUCCAACAUUGCCCAACCUUUUCAUCAAUUUGGCAUCUCCAAUUGUUGACAUACCUUUUCAUGUUUUCUUUUUGGCUACAUUGCUUGGACUUAUUCCAGCCUCCUAUAUAACUGUCAGGGCAGGCCUUGCUCUUGGGGAUCUCAAGUCAGUCAAGGAUCUUUAUGAUUUUAAAACUUUGUCCAUGCUCUUCCUCAUUGGUUCCAUCAUCAUAUUUCCUACCCUCCUAAAACGAAAGCGGAUAUACGAGUGAAGGUUUUCUUAUGGAGGCCUAUCUUUCUGAGGUAGUGAAGGAAGAUCUCAUGAUCUCUAGCUAAUCAGAGGAUUUGAGAAAGAACAUAGACAAGUUCUGCCACAAAGCACUGGAGGCUGAUUACUCCUCCCUUGUGAUGUCCAGAAGUGAAAAUAGAUAUAGUUUUUUUUUAUAAUUCUAUGUGUAUAUAUAAUUUUUAUAUAAUGAAUAUGGAUUAUUUACAGUCGGGAGGCAGAAAUAUUCUAGGAGAAAAGUGUGUUGAUACUAUUACUCCAAUGUUAGAAUACCUGUUGCUGCAUUGCUGUCGUAAUGUAACAAAUAGUGUUUUUGUAAUGAAAAAGUAAUAGUGUUUGUUA
This is a messenger RNA of Manihot esculenta (cassava), 1496 nucleotides long. RefSeq lists its product as uncharacterized. The transcript has 4 exons. The record is from RefSeq and is a predicted model, not a curated record. Gene Ontology annotation, cellular component: endoplasmic reticulum. NCBI's taxonomy places the organism in Eukaryota, Viridiplantae, Streptophyta, Magnoliopsida, Malpighiales, Euphorbiaceae. Bases 301 to 1140 code for a protein of 279 amino acids.